CGCACUUCGUAUUGUUGGGGCUGGCGCGCCAAGUACUGUUUGAAUUUUGACCUGGACUUUUAGCUUCAAAUGGCCGCCGUGGACUAUUGAUCUGCUACGGUUAGAAUAAUGAACAAUCCUCGGACUUUAGACGCUGCACAACCUUUAGACCAGUUUGACGACGGCGUGAUACUCGACGGAAGAAUCGAAGGCGGACAAUGUCCACAAUCUCCCGGCGCCGCCGCCGCUGCCGCCGCCGGACUAAACGGAGUCGCCAACCCACUGUGCGCCAUCUGCGGUGACCGGGCGACGGGAAAGCACUACGGAGCGUCGAGCUGCGACGGCUGUAAGGGCUUCUUCCGUCGCAGCGUGCGCAAGAACCACGUCUAUAGCUGUCGCUUCCAGCGGCAGUGCGUCGUCAACAAGGACAAGCGAAACCAGUGCCGCUACUGUCGGCUGCGAAAAUGCUUCCGAGCGGGAAUGAAGAAAGAAGCCGUCCAGAACGAGAGAGACCGCAUCAGCGUGCGGCGCUCCAGCUACGACGAGAGCGGCUCUCAGUCGUCGCUCUCCGUAACCGCCCUGCUCAACGCCGACCUGCAAGCGAGACAAGUAUGCGAC
Molecule: messenger RNA, 597 nt
Organism: Priapulus caudatus
Lineage: Eukaryota; Metazoa; Priapulida; Priapulimorpha; Priapulimorphida; Priapulidae
Product: hepatocyte nuclear factor 4-beta-like
Exons: 3
Biological process (GO): cell differentiation; anatomical structure development; regulation of transcription by RNA polymerase II
Molecular function (GO): zinc ion binding; RNA polymerase II cis-regulatory region sequence-specific DNA binding; nuclear receptor activity
Source: RefSeq, a predicted model, not a curated record